AUGGAGCCACCAAAACUGCAGGAAUUCGAAUCGGAACAAGAUUGUGCUAUUUUUCUUUUGACUGAUCAUCAGAUUAAACCAUCUUGCAGCAUUUCCAAAGCUUUUCACUGUUCUGAAGCUGAUGCUGAAUUCUUACGCACACUGGGCUUUCAUGUUGUUCCACCGGAUGAAUUUUCACACAAAAGUCGCCGUGCCUCACCACCGAUAUCUGCCCGUUCCCUCGCUCCAGCCGGUGAUUUUCGAGUUGAACCCGGUCGUAAAGAUAUCGUAUGA
This is a messenger RNA of Echinostoma caproni, 273 nucleotides long. Lineage: Eukaryota; Metazoa; Platyhelminthes; Trematoda; Plagiorchiida; Echinostomatidae. The record is from the annotation of a GenBank genome assembly.